ACUUCGCUUCUCAAAUAUCCUACCCCGCGUGUCUGUAUCGACGUUGAAUUCCAGACACUUAAGAUUUCUGUUCACCGGUGAUUAGUGACAGAAGGAAAGGAAUUAAGAUCCAUCAGAAAUGAAUUGGUUUCAUUUAGAUGACUUCCUUGCAGGGUGGAUUGGAGGAGCUUCCAGUGUUAUUGUUGGUCAUCCGCUGGACACAGUCAAGACCCGUUUACAAGCUGGGAAAGGAUACAAGAACACCCUUCACUGUGUCCUCCAAAUCUACAGAAAGGAAACUGUGGCUGGCUUCUUCAAGGGUCUCUCCUUCCCGCUGGCCAGCAUCACCGUGUAUAACUCAGUGGUGUUUGGGUUCUUCAACAACACACAGAGGGUUAUUAGCAAGUUCCGCCAUGGUGACGAGAGGCAGCCGUGUGGCAUGCUGGACAUGACCCUGGCCAGCAUGUUGACAGGGCUGAUGUCAGUGGGACUCGGAGCGCCGGUCGACUUAGUUAAGAUCAGACUGCAGAUGCAGACUCUUCCCUGUUUAGCAGAGAACCUGAACCUCGCCGGGACGACCGGAAACGUGAACGGUAACAUCGCCGUGCGCUCCAUGACUCUCCAGGGCCAGCCGACCUACAGAGGGCCCAUCCACUGCAUCAGUUCCAUACUGCGGACUGAGGGGAUCCGGGGGCUUUACAGAGGAGCCGGGGCCAUGGUCCUGAGAGACGUCCCUGGGUACACGCUGUACUUCAUCCCCUACGCGUUGUUCCGCCGCUGGCUAUCCUCUGAAGGGAGGUCAUCACCUCAUCCCUGUUCUAUAUGGGUGUCUGGAGGACUGGCAGGUUCUAUCUCGUGGGUCACUGCUACCCCAGCUGACGUGGUGAAGAGCAGACUACAGGCUGACGCUCUCCACGCAAGGAAAUACAGAGGGAUUGUCCACUGCAUCAUCCAGAGCUACAAGACCGAGGGGAUACAUGUCUUCUUCCGCGGAGCCUCAGUGAACGCUAUCCGAGGCUUCCCAAUGAGUGCCACCAUGUUUCUGGGCUAUGAACUCUCUCUGCAGUUCUUCAGGGGUCUCUAGUGUCUACACCAGGAAUAUGAUCCAGUGCAGUAUGUCCACUGAAUGACACGUUAUCUUGACAGCUAUCCUCUUGUCCUUGAACGCCCCCCCAAAGGCUUUCACCUGGAAGAUCAUUUAAAUCCUUGCAAAAAGAAAGUGGGGAGCAACUUGACUUGACAUUUUCUAGUUGAGAAUUAUCUCCACUGUUGCCAUAAUACAAUGUAUUUGUAAAGUGUAAAUACAAAUUUCUUAUGUUAAGAAAAUAUCUUAUUAAAAGUGCCAUACAUGAAUUCACAAAUGCAUACAUUUUAAAUAUGUUGUGCUAUAAUAUAGAGUACCCGUAUGUUUUUAGCUGUACUGCAUAAAUUAACUAGUUAUUCGUCCCCAACCAGUUCUAACCUCAGUAUAUUAUAUGCUGGUUCCAGGCUUUUAAGUUGUAUUUUUUUUUUGAAGUGUUUUAUCUUUGUAAAUAAGUAUAAAGAGAAAUUAAAUGUAAUUCCACAAGGA
Messenger RNA from Oncorhynchus masou masou (cherry salmon), 1549 nucleotides. RefSeq names its product solute carrier family 25 member 48-like. Gene Ontology annotation, cellular component: mitochondrion. The transcript has 7 exons. The record is from RefSeq and is a predicted model, not a curated record. The coding region runs from base 119 to 1063 and encodes 314 amino acids. Gene Ontology annotation, biological process: transmembrane transport. Gene Ontology annotation, molecular function: transmembrane transporter activity. NCBI's taxonomy places the organism in Eukaryota, Metazoa, Chordata, Actinopteri, Salmoniformes, Salmonidae.